AUGCUGACCUCUGUCGCGGGGUUGUUCGUGUUCUCGGUCGGCAUCGGCGGAAUGAAGAUUGCCGAGCGCUUCCGCUUGGUCGGCUGCUGGUGCGUCAGCGGCGCGAUCCGCUUCGUUCUUGGCGACACUGGAACAGCCGCAGGAACCAUCGCAGAUACCGGGCUCGUCGGCGAAGAAGACGAUGAAGACGAAGAGGAGGAUGAAGAUAUCGCCGCUUUUGGAACUAUCUUCUGUUCCUUCUGUUCCGGCAUAACUAUCAUUGUUCCCAGAACCGAGUCGAGUUUUGGAAAGUCCAAGACACUCUAUUUCUUCACCAUCUUCACUGCAAGUUUCACUUUUAAUAACACCGGAUUCAUAGACACCGCGUACCAGGAAGAAUAGUUCCAUAAUUUUUAUAAAUAAGGUG
Cotesia congregata is the source of this 406-nucleotide messenger RNA. The record is from the annotation of a GenBank genome assembly. Lineage: Eukaryota; Metazoa; Arthropoda; Insecta; Hymenoptera; Braconidae.